Plutella xylostella (diamondback moth) is the source of this 1689-nucleotide messenger RNA. It is a transcript of the gene YL-1, whose product is annotated as Vacuolar protein sorting-associated protein YL-1. NCBI's taxonomy places the organism in Eukaryota, Metazoa, Arthropoda, Insecta, Lepidoptera, Plutellidae. The record is from RefSeq and is a predicted model, not a curated record. Gene Ontology annotation, cellular component: nucleus.
AGACGACCGAGCGAAGCGAAGCGAGCGGAUUUGGUUCGACUUUGUUUUUCGUGCUUACUACUGUUUGAUUAUUUAUAACUUAACGUUUACAGUUUAUGUUUAUUAUUCUAGAAGAAAAAAGUAUUUCACAGUUACUAGAUUCGGUGUCUCUGAGCUGAAAGGAUUGCUAACCCAACCCUAGCCAUGUCGGGCCGGGAAAGACGGGUGAACGCGGGGAAUCGCAUGUCGAAGCUGUUAGAUGAAGAGGAGGAAGAUGAUUUCUAUAAAACAACCUAUGGAGGCUUCGAGGAGAUGGCUGAGGACGUGGACUAUGUUGAAGAAAAAGAAGUGGAUGAUGUUGUAGACUCCGACUUUGAUAUUGAUGAAGAUGAUGAACCUGCGUCAGACCAGGAAGUUGAUGAAAAAGCUAAAAGAAAGUCAGGAACCAAAGUUUAUAAAGAUCCAAAUCGAGUUAAAAAGAAGACAGCCCCAUCCGCUGAUAAACCAAAAAAGGAAGUUGUUAAAAAACCAAGAGAAAAGGUUUUUGAUGAAAAUAGCACAGAUAGCAAUGAUAAAUCCAUUGAUCUUUCUAAUGUUUCAGGUCGCAAGUCCAUCAGACAAAGCACAGCAGUGAAGUCCGCAGAAACAUUGCAAAGAAUUAAAAUUAGAUCGGAGUUGAAGAAAAAGAAUCCAAAAAAAACUGAAGAGAGAGCACUUACACAAGAAGAGUUGCUUGCUGAAGCUGUCAUUACUGAACAAGAGAAUCUAAAAAGCUUAGAAUUAUUCCAACAAAUUGAACUGGAGAAGAAGAAAUCCCGUCCAACCAAGAAGGGAAUAUCUGGCCCAAUCAUACGGUACCACUCAUUCGCAGUUCCUGAUGAGACCAAACUUUCUAGGAGUCAAAGUGAAAUUCUGCCGGAGGACACAAGUCUUAGUGAUUUAAUAAAAAAUGAGGAAGAGUUACUAGCACCUCCCGAGGAAACUCCUCAAAACAAUGUCAGUAAUGAGGAUGUACCAAUGACCGAAAUGAAACCUGAAGAAGACGGAGAUUUGGAGGAUGAACUGAAAACUGUGAACAUGGACCCAAUAGACGUGAUAGGUGUUGAUGAAGAGAUACAAGUGGACGAUAUUAGGAAGUUAAAAAAAGAUGAAAAGAAACCGAAGAAAAGGCAAGAAUAUACUACGACCAGUGAUGCAUUCUACGAGAGGACCCUGAUAUCAUUCAAAAAUGACAUCAAAGACAAAGCGUUUAAUGCCUCUUUUAAACAAGCACAGCCGAAGCGGAAGAGAUUACAGCUCUGCGCAGUUACCAAGAGGCCAGCCCGCUACAUAGAUCCAGUGACGAAGCUGCCCUAUUCGUGCGUCGACGCAUUCCGCAUCAUAAGGGAAGCAUACUACCAACAACUAGAGGCGAAAGGAGAUAGAACCGACCCACAGAUGGCAGAGUGGCUGAAGUGGAGGCUGGCAGACAAACGCUCCAGAUAUGUCCAGAUUAGUAUCAAGUAGGAAACACAGAUUAGAUAAAUAUGUUGUAGUUGAAACAGAGAUAAAAGAUUACCAAUGGACGAUGAUCUGUUUUAAGAAUCUAUGUUCGUGCGUGACCUUUUAUGUGACGAGGAUUUAGAUUAGAUUAUUGUAGAUCUCAUUCUUAAGAAAUAGCUAUGUAUUGAAUUCGAAAAUGAAUUUUGAAAUAUAAGUUUUUUAUAAUAA